GGAUUGGUUGGUUCAACCGGCAGUUCUUAUUCAUACAUUGAAAUUGAUUUCCAUAUUACAUUAUAUAGGAUGGCAUCGAUCAAACACAUGUUGUCACUCCUUGUAUUCGAGGCAGUGGCAAUCCUGCCAAUUAUUUUGAUAAUCUACUGGGCACAAAAAUACGGUGGCGGUUUCUCUUGGGAAGUCAAAAGCAAACUCAAAUUCAACUAUCAUCCAGUCUUCAUGAUAAUUGCUUUCGUUUUUGUGAUGGGGCAUUCUAUCAUAGCGUUUCGAAUUUUACCCCUGGCACAUCGCUUGAAGAAAUACAUUCAUGCAAUUCUCAACUUGGCUGCUGUGGCAUUUGCUAUUGCUGGAUUAGUAGCUGUAAUCGACUUUCACAAUGAGCAGGGAUACCCCAACUUUUACAGCUUACACUCCUGGCUGGGAUUGAUUACUCUGUCCCUCUUAUUCUUGCAGGCACUCGGUGGGCUGACAAUUUUCCAAGACCUAGUGAAGGGAGCAAGUGAUGAGAUCAGAGCUGCUUACAAACCAUGGCAUGUUGUUGCUGGUACAGCCAUGGUAACAUUAGCUGCUGCUACAAUCUGCACCGGACUGCAAGAGAAAUAUAGCUUUGCUAACCCAGACAAAUUCUCUGCUAACGCCUACACAUUCAACUUCACUGCUGUGACCAUCCUUAUGUGGGCCUUCACAGUGAUCUACAUCCUUGUUGCGGUAGAGAAGCGAACUCCAGAGGAUUUGGGUGCUCGACGUCCAUUACUCUCCUCUACAUGACGAGUACGAGACCCUGCCAGAAACACACAGCCAAAACGAGGAAUCAAUACAAUAAUCUCUUCUCUGAGUCUGUUACCAUGGCAACACCAUCUCCGCACCAUGGCUGCAUGAUACUGACAUCGUUGCAAUGACGACGGUGUUAACUCUUUAUUAUUUUGGAUGACCCUCAUCUUUAAAUAUUUUCCUUACGUGACCCUCACAAGGAUUAUUUUGGAACGAUUCCAAUAUUCUGGUUUUAUUCGUAUUGAAUUUAAUCGUUAUUAAUUAUUUAUCUGUUCACAAUAUCGUGUGUUCUCGUAAGCGGAAAAAGCUAAAAAGGUGGUAGAUUAUCUGGUAGUCUUGCGCAAUGUUUGCUAUAAAUAGAAUAUGUUCUUUUGAAGGAGACGUCACUCAGACUCUCAGUGCAGAGGUUUUCUUGGUUUUUAGUACAACUUUACUUGUUCUGGUCUUUUAGAUAAACAUGUAGUUUUCAUGUUAGUUAUUUGUGGUAAUAGCUACCUUGUUAGAAUUAUUAUUUAAUCUCGUAUGGUACUUUAACUUUUGGUAAGAGUUUUUCAAAAAUAUUGGGAAUAAUAUAUGUUAAUUAAUACUGAUCAGUAGGUUCAAUAUAUAUUUAUCAGAUUCAAUGAUUCUGGACCAUAUUACAUAAUGAUUGUCCACCGUCUCUAUAAUUAGUGCACAAAUGUGACAAAUAAUUUUGAAGGAUAUUUUAACAUGAAAUGAUGAUUUUGCAGAUUUUGCAGCGCUUGAUAUUUGAAUUAAUGAUAAAUCUAUUUUCAUUCAGAUGAAGUUAUGUGUGUUUGUGCCUUGUCUAGUACCUUAUAAUUUAUAUGUUUUUUUUGGUCAUUAUAGCAGGUAUUGGACAAUGGCCAUUCACGACGUUUGACAAAUUGUUUUAAAUAAAUUAUUGGAGAAUUAAAUGAAUAGUGUGUUAUAUUUUGCUGCUAAAAUGUUGAUGUGUAAUAUGAUGGUAUUUAUGAAAUAGUGUGAACAUGUUGAAAUCUAUCGUUGUUACUCAAAUCUUUAGAUCUGAAA
Messenger RNA from Bolinopsis microptera, 1806 nucleotides. RefSeq lists its product as uncharacterized. The transcript has 7 exons. Gene Ontology annotation, molecular function: oxidoreductase activity. The record is from RefSeq and is a predicted model, not a curated record. The coding region runs from base 70 to 771 and encodes 233 amino acids. NCBI's taxonomy places the organism in Eukaryota, Metazoa, Ctenophora, Tentaculata, Lobata, Bolinopsidae.